AUGGUCAAGGCUGUCAGUGUUCUCCGUGGUGACUCCAAGGUCUCUGGUACCGUCGUCUUCGAACAGGAGUCUGAGUCUGCUCCCACUACCGUCACCUGGGACAUCACCGGUAACGACCCCAACGCCAAGCGAGGAUUCCACAUCCAUACCUUCGGUGACAACACCAAUGGCUGCACUUCCGCUGGCCCUCACUUCAACCCUCACAACAAGACCCACGGUGCUCCUUCUGACGAGACCCGUCACGUUGGUGAUCUCGGAAACGUCGAGACUGACGCCCAGGGCAAUGCCAAGGGCUCCGUCACUGACUCUCUUAUCAAGCUGAUUGGCCCUCACAGCGUCAUUGGCCGAACCGUUGUUAUCCACGCUGGUACUGACGACCUUGGCAAGGGUGACAGCGAGGAGUCUCUCAAGACUGGUAACGCUGGUCCCCGACCUGCUUGUGGUGUUAUUGGCACCUCACACGAUCUCAACUACAACUCCACAUACUUGGAUGAAGCUCUCCCUUUCUUCCUUUGUUUUCUUUUAUCUUGCUGUCCUUGUUUGGGUUCAAUUCUAAUUUCUCAACAAGGCUCGAAUCAGAAAUACAACUUUCUUCUCCCAUUUCAGGUCUCUCCGUCUCGUCUCACUGUCUUCACCAUAAUGUCCAAAUCUUUUAUCGGAAAUGUCAAGAGUGUGCUCAGUGGCGACACUCUGAUAUUGACCAGCCCCAACAAUCCGAAUGCCGAGCGAACCCUGUCCCUUGCCUAUGUCACAGCUCCCCAUUUGAAGCGCGAGGGCGACGAGCCUUUUGCCUUCCAGUCUCGCGAGUACCUCCGAAACCUCGUUGUUGGAAAACCCGUUCAAGCAACUGUUCUCUACACGAUUCCUACAUCUGGCCGUGAAUUUGGAACUGCUCAGCUCAAGGAUGGCACCAACCUUCCCGAUGAGCUUGUCAAGGCUGGAUGGUUGAAGGUCCGCGAGGACGCUGGUCGCAAAGAAGAGUCUGACGAGGUCCUCGAUCGCCUCGAGACUCUCCGCCAGCUCGAGAAUAAGGCAAAAGCCGAGGACAAGGGUCUCCAUGCUGGGGUUGGUGGCAUCAUCGAGGUUCAGAAUGACCUUGGUGGCCCUGAAUUCAUGAAAGAGUGGAAGGGCAAGACUGUGGAUGGUGUGGUGGAGCGAGUUCUCAGUGGUGACCGUCUCCUGGUGCGACUUUUGCUCUCUGAGAAGAAGCACGUUCAGUCCAUGACCUUGAUUGCUGGUAUCCGAACGCCUUCCACCGAACGAACACUUCCUUCUACCGGUGCUACCCAGCCCGCUGAGGAGUAUGGAAACGAAGCCAAAUCUUUCGUUGAGUCAAGAUUACUCCAACGUCAGGUCAAGGUCGAGAUCGUCGGUGCUAGCCCACAGGGCCAACUCGUCGCCGCCAUUAUCCACCCCCGCGGAAAUAUUGCCGAGUUUUUGCUGCAGGAAGGUCUCGCACGGUGCAACGACUUCCACUCUACCCUUUUGGGUGAGAAGAUGGCUGCUCUCCGUAACGCUGAAAAGCAGGCUCAAUCAAAGAAGCUCCGAAUCCACAAGCAUCACGUUGCCAAGACUGAAGGCGGGAACCAGGAUGCAAUUGUUUCAAAGAUAAUCGGAGCCGACACUAUUCUCAUCAGAAAUAAGGCUGGAACGACGGAAAAGCGCAUCAACCUUAGCAGCGUACGCGGACCCCGAACUACAGAGCCUUCUGAGAGCCCGUUCCGUGAAGAGGCCAAGGAGUUCCUUCGCCAGAAGCUCAUCGGAAAGCAAGUUCGCAUCAGCAUUGAUGGCAACAAGCCUGCAACAGAAGGGUUUGAGGCCCGAGAAGUUGCUACAGUCACUGAGAAGAACACCAACAUCAACCUCCUCCUAGUCGAGAAUGGAUGGGCUUCAGUCAUCCGACAUCGCAAAGAUGACACUGACCGAGCCCCCAACUAUGAUGAUCUUCUUGCUGCCCAAGAAAAAGCGAAGGAUGAGAAGAAGGGUAUGUGGUCUGGCAAGCCUCAGAAGGCCAAACAGUACACCGACCUUUCGGAGAACACACAAAAGGCAAAGAUUAUGUUAGCUACGCUACAACGGCAAAAGAAGGUCCCUGCCAUUGUUGAUUUCUGCAAGGCCGGUUCGAGAUUCACAAUCUUGAUUCCCCGCGAGAAUGUGAAGCUGACCAUGGUCUUGGGCGGUAUCCGUGCUCCCCGAGCUCCCCGAGCCGAUGGUGAGGGUGGCGAGCCUUUCGGUAAAGAAGCUCUUGAUCUCGCCAACCGUCGUUGUAACCAGCGCGAUUGCGAGGUCAAUAUCCAUGAUAUGGAUAAGGUUGGUGGCUUCAUUGGUGAGCUCUACAUCAACCGUGAGAACUUCACCAAGGUUCUGGUCGAAGAGGGACUCGCUUCCGUUCACGCCUAUUCGGCUGAAAAGUCCGGCAACGCCACCGAACUCUUUGCUGCCGAGAAGAAGGCCAAGGAGGCUCGAAGGAACUUGUGGCAAGAUUGGGACCCAUCUCAAGAUGAGGAGUAUGAGGAAGAGGAUGCUGCUGAGGCUGCACCCGAGGUCGACGUGUCUCUUGACAAGAAACCUACCGAUUAUCGAGAUGUCAUCAUCACCAAUGUUGAUGCCAAUGGGAAGAUUAAGGUCCAGGAGAUUGGCAAGGGAACAGCUGCUCUGGAAAGCUUGAUGACCGAAUUCCGAAAGUUCCACCUGGAUUCCAAGAACAACAACCCUCUCAAAGAUGCGCCCAAGACAGGAGAGUACGUGUCAGCCAAGUUCUCUGCUGAUGGUCAGUGGUACCGAGCUCGGGUGAGGGCCAACGACCGCACUGCCAAGAAAUCUGAGGUUGUCUACAUCGACUAUGGUAACAGCGAGAAGGUUCCCUGGUCCAGCCUGCGGGCUCUCGACCAGCCCAAGUUUGGUGCGCAGAAGCUGAAGGCCCAAGCCAUUGACGCUUCCCUGUCAUUUGUUCAGCUUCCUACUGGUGCUGAUUACUUUGAGGACGCCAUUGGUUACAUCUAUGAUAUUACCGAGAACAAACGACUUGUUGCCAGCUUUGACUUUGUCGACAACAAGGAGAACGUGAGCUACGUCACGCUAUACGAUACUGGAUCUUCGGGCGAGCUGCCCGGCCCUAACGACUCGGUUAACAAAGAGGUUGUUGCCGGCGGAUACGGCAUGGUGCCCAAGAAACUCAAGGCUUGGGAGCGCAGCAAGGUCUUUGAGCCUACUCUGAAACAUCUCAAGGAGGUCGAGGCCCAGGCCAAGCAAGAUCGCCGUGGCAUGUGGGAGUACGGAGAUAUUACCGAGGACUAG
This is a messenger RNA of Fusarium poae, 3297 nucleotides long. RefSeq lists its product as uncharacterized. The coding region runs from base 1 to 3297 and encodes 1098 amino acids. Gene Ontology annotation, molecular function: RNA binding; nuclease activity; metal ion binding. NCBI's taxonomy places the organism in Eukaryota, Fungi, Ascomycota, Sordariomycetes, Hypocreales, Nectriaceae. The transcript is spliced from 7 exons. Gene Ontology annotation, biological process: superoxide metabolic process; mRNA catabolic process. The record is from RefSeq and is a predicted model, not a curated record. Gene Ontology annotation, cellular component: nucleus; cytosol.